AUGGGCUACGGCAUACCCCUCAUCGAAGCUGAAAACAUGAAGUUUCUCGCUGCAAAUAGCAAAGUUCCAGUCCCAAAAGUCCACGCAGCCUUCCGCGACCCCGACACCAAUAAGACUUAUAUUAUCAUGGAAUAUCUCCCAGGUCAUACACUUGAAAAAUUAUUACCAUCCCUUGACCCUGUCGAAAAAGCCACAAUAAGCAACUUGAUUAAAGACGCCAUUACGGAGCUACGCAGUAUACCAGCACCUUCGGGAUGUUGA
Talaromyces marneffei is the source of this 261-nucleotide messenger RNA. RefSeq lists its product as uncharacterized. NCBI's taxonomy places the organism in Eukaryota, Fungi, Ascomycota, Eurotiomycetes, Eurotiales, Trichocomaceae. Bases 1 to 261 code for a protein of 86 amino acids. The record is from RefSeq and is a predicted model, not a curated record. The transcript has a single exon.